Molecule: messenger RNA, 403 nt
Organism: Stylophora pistillata
Lineage: Eukaryota; Metazoa; Cnidaria; Anthozoa; Scleractinia; Pocilloporidae
Product: centrosomal protein of 72 kDa
Molecular function (GO): protein binding
Source: RefSeq, a predicted model, not a curated record
UCAAAAAAUGGCGCUCAGAAUUACGGAACAGUGGAUCAGAGAACGUGUCAAGUUAAAACAUGAUCAUUUGGAUGAUGUGAAAUCUCUCUCACUUCCUGGUGCAUAUAAUGAGAAGAUUUCAUCACUGGGUACAGCUCUUCAUGGAUUCACUCGACUCAAGUCCUUGGAUCUGUCAAGGAACUCUCUUAUAACUACUGAGGGUCUGGAGAAUCAACAAACACUGGAGUCUCUGAACCUAUACUACAAUAACAUAUCUAGUUUGAAGGAUUUACAUGGGUUAAGGAAUUUGGCAAAUCUAAAGGACUUAGAUCUGCGGUUAAACCCAGUCACCAAAAAUGAAGCCGAUUACCGUCUGUUCCUUGUCCACAUGCUACCAAAUCUACGGCGACUUGGAUAUUUGUGA